GACCGCGCACAUGCGAUGCGGGCGAGCCCGUUCCAAAACCCUCCACUCCUCGCCGCGCUUCUUCUAAAACCCUUCUUCUUCCCCUUCCGACCAUCCUCCUCCUCCUCCUCCUCCUCUCUCUCCCUACCGGGAAAAACCCUAGCCAUGGCGAAAACCCUAGACGAGUCCCACGUCGGCAUCUCCUGCUACGUCUCCUCCCUCCCCGGCUUCCGCGGCGUCUUGAAGCAGAGGUACGCCGAUUUCAUCGUCAACGAGGUGGAUGGUGAUGGAAAGAUCGUUCGCCUCACCACCGUCGAUCUCCCUCCAAACGUUGAUGAUGAUAAAGAAGAAGAGAAAUCUCCUUCAAUUGAUAAAGAUUAUUCCAGUGAGAUUGAAUCAUUUCGGUCCCUAUGUGGGGAUGCCGAUGCAGAAGCUUUGAAGGAACUUCUUGGGAGAAUCUCAUCAAGUCCAGAAAGUGAUGUUCUGCCGAUCAUUCUUUCUCCAGAUUCUGAUAAGUCUCAUCGAGCGGAUGUUCAUAACUUCUUCAAGAAGAACUUCAAUUUCUUGGUCACCGAUACGGUUGAAGGGUCGGAUGGGAACGAGAGAUGCAUUAGGGUGAGGUUCAGUUUGAAAGAGGCAGGAGGUGGGAGCAGGAGGGGGAAGAAGCGGAAAAAUACAGGCCAUUCGGAUUCAAAUGAUGGCAGGCCGUUUGAUAGCAGAGGAUCGGAUAGUUGGCCAGAGCAUCUGGGCAAAUUUCUAAGGUUUCACCUUUACAAAGAGAACAAGGACACUCAAGAGGCCUUAGGAGUUAUUGGAAAGAUGCUAGGGAUUCAGCAACGGUCAUUUGGUUUUGCUGGUACAAAAGAUAAACGCUCUAUAUCAACACAGAGGGCGACCAUAUUCAAGCUGCACGCCAAUAGAUUAGCUGCUCUGAAUAGCAGACUCUUUGGUAUUAAAGUUGGAGACUUUUCUUAUGUGAGAGAGGGGCUUGUCCUUGGUCAGCUCUUCGGAAAUCGGUUUACAAUUACUUUAAGAGGUGUUGUUGCAGAUUCUGAAGAAACUGUUAAAACUGCUGCUGAUGGCUUAGGAAAGAACGGUUUCAUCAACUAUUAUGGUUUGCAACGUUUUGGAAGUGGUUCUGUACCAACUCAUCUUGUUGGAGCAGCAUUACUUCGAGGAGAGUGGAAGGAUGCUGUCUACUUGAUUCUUGAUCCAAGGGAAGGAGAACGUGCUGAUGUGAGAGAGGCACGAGAAUUUUAUAAGGAACAUGGUAAUAUUGAUGCAACACUAAGGAAGCUGCCUCGUCAUUUGGUAGCUGAGAGGGCAGUUCUUCAGUGUUUGAAGAAAUGCCCUGGUAACUAUCUGCAGGCUUUAAAGGCUAUACCUAGAACGCUAAGAAUGAUGUAUGUGCACAGUUACCAAAGUUACUUGUGGAAUCAUGCAGUUAGCAUGAGGGUACAAAAGUAUGGUGUUUCACAGGUUGCACUAGGUGAUUUAGUUUAUUGUAAAGAUAGCUCUCCUGUAGAUAUGGUUAAAGUCGACAGUUCUGAAACUGAAGACGAUUUGAAUGAUGGAUCAUUAUUAGAGGAAUCUGGUGAGGAAAUUCCUGAUGAAAAGGUUCAAUUUGUGAAGACAGUUGAUUCUGAAGAUUUACAGAAAGGAACCUACACAUUUGAAGAUGUUGUGCUUCCUUUGCCCGGAUCAAGAAUAAUCUAUCCCGGGAAUGAAGUCGCUAACUUGUAUCAUGAAAUGGCAACAAAGGAUGGCAUCAGCUUGAUAGAAAGUGCUCAUGGAGUAAAGGAAUUUUCAAUUACGAGUAUGAAAGGAGGUUACAGACGGGUAUUCCAGCGUCCUAUUGAUUACAGAUGGGAACUAAGAACGUACACAGAUGACAAUAUAUCCUUGGCAGAGACUGAUCUGGAUAUCAUGUCCAAAAGCACACCUAGUGAUCUAACAAGGAAAGAGCUACUCACCAAUGGAGACUCGGCCAAAAAGUUGGCUAGUCAGAAGUCAAAAGGUGAAAUUGAUAUGGAGCUAUCUAAAGUCGAUUCCAUUUCUAACUCAGAUGCUUUAUUACCCAAGAUGGCUCUGAAAAUGGAAUUCACUUUGCCAGCUUCAUGCUAUGCCACAAUGGCCAUUAGAGAGUUGCAGAAAAGUACAACUUCGCAGGUUGCUUUCCACAAAACGCUGAACCCUUGUACUGGGUAGUAUCUUUUGUUUCUUUAUGCAUAUCAACAAAAUCUGGGAUCCUACUUCCAGGAAAGUCAAAAUUGGAGGAGCUGAUUAUAUAUUUAUGGAUCAAAAUACUCCUGUUGAUACUCUGAUGCAUAUCAAGGAGUGAUCGGGGUAUUUUCCGCCCAUAGAGGAAGAUUUUGAUCCAAAAACGCCAAAAAGAAAAAAUGCAAAAUAAAAUAAAAUGUGAAGCUGCUCCUGCCGACACCACAAGAAACUGAAAGCGUCUAAUAAGCUCGCAACGCAGCGAGAGUGUGCAUGAUUAAGCAAAUCAUCGAAGACGAGGAUACCUACUGCUUUCUUCGAUCUGUGAACUCCCUUUGCAUUUCCUCUUAAUAGUUCAUCAAAGCUUCAACUGGUAAAAACUGUAUCUUAAUUAUUUGCUAUGAGCUUCUCCGUGGCUUUAUUUUAACUUAAAUAUGUUGUAAGCUGGUUGUAGGACGAGGUCUAGGUUACUUACAAUGUCAUGGUAACAUUAUUAAGGUUUUUGUGAUAUUUCGUGCUUAUUCGUGUGGCACUUUUGAUCCUUUGCCGGUCUGUUUGCAAGCUCAUAUUUGUACUCACAGAAAAAGGGCCUUUUUUAUUAUUA
This is a messenger RNA of Ananas comosus (pineapple), 2800 nucleotides long. RefSeq names its product pseudouridylate synthase 7 homolog. Lineage: Eukaryota; Viridiplantae; Streptophyta; Magnoliopsida; Poales; Bromeliaceae. Gene Ontology annotation, molecular function: RNA binding; pseudouridine synthase activity. The transcript has 23 exons. The coding region runs from base 16 to 2187 and encodes 723 amino acids. Gene Ontology annotation, cellular component: nucleus. Gene Ontology annotation, biological process: pseudouridine synthesis. The record is from RefSeq and is a predicted model, not a curated record.